Coregonus clupeaformis (lake whitefish) is the source of this 978-nucleotide messenger RNA. It is a transcript of the gene ndufv2, whose product is annotated as NADH:ubiquinone oxidoreductase core subunit V2. The record is from RefSeq and is a predicted model, not a curated record. Gene Ontology annotation, biological process: mitochondrial electron transport, NADH to ubiquinone. Bases 113 to 847 code for a protein of 244 amino acids. The transcript is spliced from 8 exons. Lineage: Eukaryota; Metazoa; Chordata; Actinopteri; Salmoniformes; Salmonidae. Gene Ontology annotation, molecular function: NADH dehydrogenase activity.
UUACGUAAACCAGACUCUCUCAAUCGAGCGCACCGUAAAUCGAUGUGUUGAUGUCAGCCAUUGCUGUCGUCCAAUAAGUGUUGUAUCAACGGGACGAAACUACGCUGUGAAGAUGUUUUUAAAUUCUGCAAUUCGAUCUGUUGUAUCGCAAACGGCCAGGCAGGUCAGGAGUCUGCACCAGUCUGCUGCCAGAGCUGGAGCUGGCGGCAUCUUUGUGCACCGAGACACACCUGACAACAACCCAGACACUCCUUUUGAGUUCACUGUGGACAACCUGAAGAGGAUUGAUGCCAUCAUUAGUAUGUACCCCGAGGGUCACAAGCAGGCCGCCACCAUCCCUGUGUUGGACCUGGCUCAGAGACAGCAUGGAUGGCUCCCCAUCUCAGCUAUGAACAAGGUGGCCGAGGUGCUUGAGGUCCCUCCGAUGAGAAUCUAUGAGGUAGCAACGUUCUACACCAUGUUCCUGAGGCAGCCGGUGGGGAAGUACCACAUCCAGAUCUGCACUACAACUCCCUGUAUGCUUUGCGACUCCGACAGCAUCCUGGAGGCCAUCCAGAGCAAACUGGGCAUCAAGGUAGGAGGGAUGACUGCAGACAAGAUGUUCUCUCUAAUAGAGGUGGAAUGUCUUGGUGCCUGUGUUAACGCCCCCAUGGUCCAGAUCAACGACAACUACUACGAGGACCUGAGUCCUAAAGACAUUGAUCAGAUCAUUGAUGAGCUGAAAGCUGGGAACGUCCCUCCGCCUGGGCCCAGGAACGGGCGUUUCUCCUGUGAACCGGCAGGUGGACUGACGUCUCUGUCUGAGCCUCCUCCAGGACCUGGUUUUGGUGUCAGAGCUGAUUUAUAAAGAGCUUUAGAAGAACCGAUAUAAGCUCAUUAUAAAGACCUGAACAACAGGACGCCCAGGCAUAACUUCACUAGGAUGUUCAAAGUGUAUGAACAUAAUAAUAAUGUAAAUAAAAUGUCAAUUUAAUUGUG